This is a messenger RNA of Aedes aegypti (yellow fever mosquito), 7487 nucleotides long. Its product is annotated as mucin-17. The record is from RefSeq and is a predicted model, not a curated record. The transcript is spliced from 14 exons. Bases 1224 to 7058 code for a protein of 1944 amino acids. Gene Ontology annotation, cellular component: nucleus. Gene Ontology annotation, biological process: regulation of transcription by RNA polymerase II. NCBI's taxonomy places the organism in Eukaryota, Metazoa, Arthropoda, Insecta, Diptera, Culicidae.
UUACAACGCAGUUUAACGCGUCACUUUGAGUGUUGGGUUUGAAAUAAUAAUUGAUGUUUUUCCAUAACAUAAAACUUUUGCUAUUGUGGAUGCUAUAUGGAUUUGAUGAUUGAUUUGUGGGGGGAAAACAACAAACAAAAGAGUUGUGAUUUAUAUCAGUGUAGCUGUUAAGGUGAAAGAGAGCUUGAAAAUUGAAAAAAGGCAAAUUAAUUUUUCGUUAACAGAGGAAAUUGGAAGUAAAGUAAGGCUGCAUUCAGUGUAGUGAUUCCUCAUAAUAUAAGAGCCAAACCAAUAACAACAGCAACAACAACAACACACAUAUGGGAGCAGCAUGCACCGAAAAAGAGGAUGAAUGUAAAUAUUUGGAUAACCAGCGCUUAAGCGAAAGGAGUCGCAAAACAGACGAACCGAGAAAAAGGUGGCAAUUUGUUCAUCUUUGAUUGGUUUAUUUCUACUGCCCGAGAAGCUGUCUGAAAAGGAAAAUUCGCAUUUGGGAGAGAAAAGUGUUGAUGUGAUCGGGGCUGUAUUUAAAUUGUAUGAUGGUGUAAGAAGAAAAGAAUAAUCGAAUGAUAGUGAUCCUAAUUCAAUGAUGGUGAUGCAGUACCUAUGGUGAUUUAAAAAAUGUUCGGAAAUGAUUAAGUGAAUGAUAUUAUGAUUCAAUGUUCCGACGGGCAUAAUUGUCAUAGCAAUAUUGAGUGCGGAAAAAUAUGAAAGAAGUGCCCAAUAGAGCAAGCCAAAUGCAAAUCAUGUCGCAGUAUUUCUUCAUGUCUCUUAAAAAAAGAAGGAAUUAAAAUAAAUGCUGAAGAAAAAAAGAACGCUAGAAUUGCGGAUUUGCGUUUCUUUGUAAUCGGAUUAUUUACCACCCUGGAUCUAAAAGGAUUAAGAUUUGAACUUGUAGAGGAAUUAUAAAUUCGAAACUAGUGUCAGCUUGUAAUCAAAUUGCUUAAAAUGGUCUUUUUGGCCCAAGGGCCGGGGCCCUUCGUCUCCCGCCGUGUCGUUUGUGACUGCAGCCGUAACAACGUCGAGUUCGUGAAACACAACAAAAGUUCUGUUCUGUCCAACGUUUACAACAAACAUCAAGUCCAGCUAACGUCAGGAAUUGCCUCCGAAGACUUGUUAGUACGCUUUGAUUUUUCUUCGUCAUUGUUUUUUAACUUUAGCGAAGAAAAACUACCGUCAUUCGAGGGCCCGCCAGCAGCGGAAGCCCUUCUCGCUCUUUCUGCAUGGAUUCAAUGAAACGUAGCGAGGCGAGUAACAGCCACCACCAAAGUAAGGUGGUUUUAACGAACCAAGGAACAGACAGCAAUAACAAAGUAAAUCUUAGCGGUAGUAAUCUGAACAAUAAUACUGUAAGUAACAAGCAGCAAAACCAAUCGGCUCCAUUGAAUCCAAAUCAAGCGUCCACGCUGCCAAACACAUCAACUUCAUCGACGACGCCAGCAGCCGGUGAUAUUAACAAGGAUUCAAAUUUUGAAUACGACGAUAACGAGUGGGAUGUUGGUAUAGGUGAUCUAAUCAUCGACCUAGACGCAGAUAUAGAAAAAUCAUCCGUUCAGUCCGGAACAGUAUUGAUUGGCGAAAAUCCUUCCUCACCGACGCCGGAUCCAACCAUUCCAUCAAUAUCUGCUGAUGCUUUGAACGUGCUUAGUGAAGAAGAUCUUACAACGGAUUCGAAGAAAGCACAUCCUGUAACAACGUCCUCGAAAGAGAGCAAACCGCCUGGAGUUGGUUUGGACAAAACAAAACUUCAAGCAGGCAGUGCAAAACCCUCGAUUUCGGCAACCACGUCUGUAAAAGGAGGAACCACGUCUUCGACAUCAUCCAAAUAUCAUUCCUCCUCUUCCUCUUCCUCAUCCUUACCAUCAUUGUCAUCGUUUCCAUCGGGACAUCAUCAUCAUCAUCAUCACCAUCACCACCACCAUCAUCAUCACAAAUCAAACAGCAACGUAGACUCUCAAAAUCGCGGCAGCACGAACAACCUUUCCAAACAUUCAGUGUUGCUUAGUCAACUUAAUAGCACCAAAAAUCCUAGUUCUUCAACCCUUGAAAUAACUGGUUUGAAGCACCACCACAGUUCUAGCGGUGAUAGUAGCAGUUUGAGCAACAUGUCCUCCACGAACAGUAGUUCGGGUGGUAAAUCAGCCACCAAACUAGCCGUAGAUCACCAAGCCACGCUUGACAAAGGAUUGAAAAUGAAGAUCAAACGUACUAAACCGGGCACGAAAACUUCGGAAGCUAAACAUGAAAUCGUGAAAGCUGAACAAAACGGUACUAGUUCACUAUCGUCAUCUGCGGAUGAGAACAAUGGUAAUAGCAACAGUAGUUCCAACUCAAGUAACAAGAAACAUUCGUCACAGUCACAGUCCCAAGCGCAACAAGUGGCAAGUCCCACCGUGCAACAGCAGCAGCAGCAGCAACAAGGGACAAAACGGGGAAGUAGCGGACAUCGUCGCGAUAAAACGAAAGAAAAGGCCACACAUCACAAUCAACGGGACAAAAAUGAGCACAAUAGUACUAGUAGCAGUAGCAAUAGCUCAACAUCAGCGACUGACCGGGGUUGUAGCUGUACGCACGAGAUGCAAGUGAAUGGAAUCCAACAACCUUGCUCUAGUGCAUCCUGUAUAAGGAGUAGAACCUCAGAUCAACAAAUUAAUCCGCUGGCGCAGCGGUUAUCAAAUCAAAAUAACUCGAGUACAACCACUUCAAAUAGUUUAUUCUCUUCGAAUUCAAAUACGGGUUCUUCGUUAAGUAGUAGUAGUAAUACUCCAAACGCUCCUGGCCCACCGUCCUUAAAGGACAGCAGUAAGAGUAAAGCUGUAGUACCAAUCAUAAUCCAUUCAUCGUCACAGAUCUCUUCCGCGGCGGCCGCCAACAAUUCCCAGUUAUCGAACCUCCAACACUCUACCUCAUCUAGUGGUAGCAGUAGUGGCGGCAGUGGUAACAGUAACAGUUCCAGCAGUAGCACCAACAGUUCCAGUUCUAGCGGCAGCAAUAGUAGUUCAGCGAACAAUGUGUUAAAGUCGCAACUCCAAUCCACGGCGCCUCCAUCAAGUCUAUUGAAUGCGUUGUCGUCGGGAUCAUCUUCAGCGACUGGCUCGUCAUCAUCUGGCAAUGUGUCGUCUGCUACUUCCUCCAGUUCACACAUGAGUGGUGAUGCGAAUUCAACGUUGCUCAAGGACGAUAAGAACAGCACUAGUCCACCGCCGGCAAAACGCCAUAAAUGUGAUCCAAAAGAUAUGGUGGAUGUGUGCGUGGGAACCUCGGUUGGUACCAUUACCGAGCCAGACUGUCUUGGGCCGUGUGAGCCUGGAACGUCCGUAACUUUGGAAGGUAUUGUUUGGCAUGAGACCGAAGGAGGAGUUUUAGUUGUUAAUGUUACAUGGCGAGGUAAAACCUACGUCGGUACUCUAAUAGACUGUACAAAACAUGACUGGGCACCACCACGAUUUUGUGAUUCACCAACUGAAGAGUUGGAUUCGCGAACACCGAAGGGCAGAGCUAAACGCAAUCGCGGAUCGGCACUGUUUCCUGUGAACGACCUUAGCAAUUUCACCGAAACCCGAAGUUCUAUGCAUAGCAAACUACGGAAUGGUGGGACGAAAGGUCGUGGUCGUACUACAACGACUGCUGAAUCAAGCUCGUCGAAGACGACAACCACCUCAACAACCACCACGGCGAGUACAUCGAGUGGCACAAGCACAAGCGUUAGUUCAAAUACUCCUUCAACGUCUCCGGUCGCCUUUUUGCCGCCGCGGCCUGAGAAACGCAAAUCAAAAGAUGAAUGUCCCUCACCGGUGAAUGGUGGCAGUGGAAGUACGAGUGGCAGUACAAGCGGCAAUGUGAUAAAUACUAGUAGUGUAAAUAAUGCUAAUGCGAGUGGUAUCGUCAAUAAUGGCAAUCCAGGAACACAAAGUGUAGUCAAUCCUAUGACAGGACUGAAUGUGCAAAUUUCCACAAAGAAAUGCAAGAGCUCUGCAUCGCCGUGUGCGAUAUCACCAGUGUUGUUGGAAUGUCCUGAGCAAGACUGUAGCAAAAAGUAUAAACAUGCCAAUGGUCUACGGUAUCAUCAAAGCCAUGCCCAUGGUAGUGUUUCGUCAAUGGAUGAAGACUCUUCACAACCACCAGAAUCACCGCAGCGGAUAGCACCGCCAACUACACCGUCACCUUUGCCUACAGUACAGUCCACAAAUCUUCCAACGGUAGCAGCCUCAUCAACCGUUACCACAGCUACCAGCAGUCCUGCACCAGCUGCAACCACUCCAACGGGUAGUACACCUCCGGUGGCCGUUUCUGUAGCGGUGACGUUGAACACUAGUCAAAAUCCUAUCGCAACAGCAACCACUACCACUAGCAGUAGCACAACGGUAAAUUCGUCAAACUCCGUACCCUCUCCGAGUUUACUGAUGACGGUGAAUGUAUCGACCGUUUCAACGCCCUUACCAUCGUCACAUUCGCUACUCUCUACCACACCCCAGGCAUUGUCGGCGACAUCUCCUGUCACCUCUCAGCCUACCAUCACAACACCCGCCGCUGCUGGAGGUAGCAUUACGACUGGAGUUGCAGGACAACCCCAGCCACAUGCAAUUCCAGGAGGCAGUUCAACCUUGCUUAGCUCUGCACUGAGCGGUAAUCAAAAUGGAUCAGCCACUUCGACAUCGCUUUCGUCACAACUACAAUCCGGUCAAGUACAACCCCCGUCUUCUGUUCAGCAACAAUCGACGUCGGUGCCACAGGCUAGCAAUAAUGGCGUCGCUGCAAAUCCCAGUAGAAUCGAUCCCAGUGCAAAAACGAAGCCCGGUGUUUUGCGGUUUGGGCCACUUCCUGGAGAAGUUGACCACAACGCGCGGCUCACGCCGAUUGCUCAAGGCGCUUCCAAUUUACCGGGAACUACUGGUCCACCAAUCCCACCCGGUACUCCGGGAAGGGGCUCGAAUAUAGGGGUCGCCAGUGGACUGCUUAGCAUACAACCGACAACUCCUGGCACACCUGAUGGACUGAAUAUGAAGUCUCAGAAUUGUUCUAAGCAAAAGAAAAAUCGCAAAUCUCCUGGGCCUUCGGAGUUCGACGUCGCGGCAGCGAAUCGAGCGGAGGAUGUCCAAAGCCCCGCCUACAGUGACAUCAGCGAUGAUUCUGCGCCGGUGGUGGAUGCUACCGAUUUAGAUAAAUCCAAGGGUCCACCUCUACCAGACGCGACGAAGAAGCCAAACGAGGGUGUUCCAGGCCAGCUGGGUCCAUUGUCCGGUUAUGGAAUGUAUCCUUACUAUCCCGCUAUGCCUCAUCAGUCUCCAUACUAUUCUUCGGAUCAUACAGGAAAACCUCCGGGUUUGGGUCAUUCUCCAUUGGGUCCUAACACUGCUGUAGACUACAAGAGUAAAGAGCCGCCGCUUGAUCUUAUGAAUAAACCCAAUCCACAUCAGCAACAACCUCCACCUCCACCACAACCGGGACAACCUCCUCAUCCCCAGCAAAUUCCACCAGGAGAUUCCGGACCUCAACAGAACAAAGACUGUCCAAGCGGUCCACCGGCACACGGAGGGACCGGGAAACUAAUGCAGCACUUCUAUCCUUAUGGAUAUAUGCCAACGGGAUUCAGCUAUAAUCUAGAUCCAAACUAUGGUCCAGUUUCGAUGAUGUCCGAAGAAGGCAAAAUGUCUCAGCAGCAACAACCACAAGGACAAAUCAAAGAAGAACGGAUAAAGGAAAGUUCCAGUCCUAACGAGUACGCCAAAAUGGGUCCACAGAUGAUACCCACAAAGUUGAUAAAAUCUGAACCAAUCGCCGUGAAGGACAUCAAGACUGAAGGCGGACAUCCGAUGCACCCGAAGGAUCAACCACCGCAGGUACAACAACAGGGACAACCGCCCAUCAGUGCCUACAGCGGGAUGUUCCAAAGGCAUGGUCUUAAUGUUGGACCACCACAGCCGCCACAGCCAUCGCCGCACAUGAAUCGAGAAGACGAUUUAAGACGGUUGUUCAACUAUUCCGACCAAAGAAGAUCCAGUACGUCUAGUAAUUCUUCGGCUUCAAAUAUGAACACGAAAGAUGAACCUCCAUCACCCUCUCAACCACCUCCGGGGCAUCCUAGUCAGGGACAUGGUCCUCCAAUGGCACAGUCUUCGGCAAACGUUCCCCAAUCUGCACAGCAAUCUAAAGGUUCUAAGAAUCAACCUCCGCCCCAGCCUGCAAUGAAACAGCAAAAGGAUAUUAAAACGGAAGACAAAGAGAUGCUGAAGGUUAAACAAGAGGGUCAGAAACCAACUAUGGAAACGCAAGGACCACCACCGCCUCCCACUUCUCAGUACUAUCCGCAUUCACUAUACAUGAGUACAGGUCCAUUCGGAUUCGACCCGAACCAUCAAAUGUACCGGAAUAUGUUAGUACCAGCGGCGUCCUACAGUGCACCUCCAUAUCACAUACAAAUACCACGGUACGCACCGCCUGAGGACUUGUCACGAAACACUAGUACAAAAGCUCUAGACUUACUACAACAUCAUGCCAGUCAAUACUAUAACUCGCAUAAGAUUCACGAGCUUAGAGAGGGCGCUCUAAAAAGUCCUACCAGCAACGUUAAAGUAAGCGUAUCUAGUCCCAAUCUUUCUCAGCAAUCCAGUCAGAAUCCUAACAUGUGCAUUCCUCCAUCAAAUAGUAGCAUCAGUAGCUUACAACAGCAACAACAACAAGCACCGCCAUCUUCACAUCCACAACAGCCACAGCAACCAGGGGCAUCUCUACAACCCUCUCAAGUCGGAGGUCCCAAUGCUGGUAGUGGGCCUGGUGGAAGUGCAGGACCUGGAGGGCCCGAAAUGCAGAAGGAUCCUGGGGGUCCGAAUGUGUUGGGUCCAGGACCGGUGGCUGUGGGAGCACCGCCGCCGCCUCAGCCAGGACAACCACCGAGUCGGAGUCCGCCGCCGCAACGUCACGUGCACACACACCAUCACACGCACGUCGGCCUUGGCUACCCAAUGUUCCAGAGCCCUUACGGAGUGCUAAGCCAACAAGCAGCAGCAGCCGCUGUCACUGUGAUAAGUCCAUUCCAGGCUGGACCGCCAACCAAGUAAAGAUUCGAGCCGAAAGUGGAAAUUGAUACAGCCACCAUCACCCAUACGAAACGAACCCAGACCUGAUCAUUAGGUGUCCGCCGGAUACAAAUGAUAUGCGAAAAGUCGAGAGACGAGACGAUUGACGGAGUCCGCCAUUUGGGACUGAAGAAGCAGUAACCAUGAAACAGUAGAAGCGAAAGUGUGAUAGUAAUACUUUAUUUUCACCGAUCAAUCAUAAUGCAUUGACGGGUAGCCAGCUUCUUUAAAAUGGCAAAGUAAAACACGGACUAGACCAUGUGAGAGAACAAAUAGAAAAGAGUAAAAUGAGUUUUUUUUUAUUUGUGUACUAUGGACGAGGUUUUAACAGGAGAAGGAAUAUUCUAUUGGAAAGGACUUAAUAUUAAAAAUGUAGCUUUAGUAUUGUUAGAAUAAGCGUAGUCGAUAGUU